AUGGCGCUAGGCAGCAAGGUGCUGAACGCUCUCUUCGUCGGCGGCGCGGUGCUCGUGGCCGUCUAUGCUUGGGCCAUCUAUGGGGUCCUCACCGAGUGGCUCAUCCCUUUGGGCAGCAUGGUGGCACCCGAAAUGUCCGAGAUGUUCAGAUCGGAGAAGGCCGCGAUCUACGUUCACGCGCUUUCCUCCGGCUUCUCCCUCACCAUUGGCCCCUUCCAGGUCAUCCCAUCCUUCCGGCAGAAGCACAUGUUGGGACAUCGUUGGGCCGGCCGCGUCUACUUCCUGUGCUGUCUCAUGGGCUCCAUCACGGGCAUCAUCUUGGCCUUCAAAGCGCAAGGCGGUGCUGUUGGCAAGGCCGGCUUCGCUUGCCUGGGCUUCGCAUGGCUCAUCAGCAAUUUGGUCGGCUUUGCAGCAAUUGCCUUCCCUGCCAUUCGUUCUGUUCCAGUGCAUGAGCGAGCAAUGCAGAUCAGCUGCGCCCUCGCCUACUCAGCCGUCACGUUGCGCCUCUACCUGCCCGCGGCGGUUCUCAACCCCCGCCAUUUCCAGGCCAUUUACGCUGGCAUUUCGUGGCUGUGCUGGAUUCCGAAUCUUCUUGUCCUAGAGAUCAUCCGCUGCAGCGGGAAGAGGCAGCAGGAGCCAUCCCAGCCGAAGGAGACACCCGAAGCCAGGGAAGACUGCUAG
Molecule: messenger RNA, 681 nt
Organism: Symbiodinium natans
Lineage: Eukaryota; Dinophyceae; Suessiales; Symbiodiniaceae
Source: the annotation of a GenBank genome assembly